AUAUAUAUAUAUUAAGAUGGAAGCAAACCGGAAGCGUAGAGGGUUCCUCAAGGGGAAGCUGAUGUCAUUCAAUAGAGCAGCACCCAAGCCUUCCUCGACUGUGCAAUACACCAGCAAGGUAAAGCCGAGCCAGUCUUCUCCUUCAACUGCCUCAGUAGGAUUCCUGUUCCAGCCCAAACAGAAGGUGUCUUUUAUAGUGCCGGCCGCCGAUAGCAGCCAAUAUGAAAACCUCUAUGGCGUGGCUGCUGACGACGCCAUCGAUAUGAAGGCUGGAAUUUUUAUUUCUUCUGUCCAAGAACGUUUCAAGCUUGAACGAGUCAACUCGGAGCGAGUCAACCAGUGUCAGGAUGUGCAGUAGAGGCCACUUAGCUAGUACUAUAAUAAAUUAAGCCUAAUUAAUGAUUAGAAAACUAAGGUGUGCUGUAUUUUUGUUCUAUGUACUCCAUACAUACUUGGUAGUACACUACUUCAUGUAAUUGUUCAGGAAAUUACAACUUUAAUUGUGAUUUGUCUAUUUGGCCGUGUAGUUUUAUG
This is a messenger RNA of Corylus avellana, 534 nucleotides long. RefSeq lists its product as uncharacterized. The record is from RefSeq and is a predicted model, not a curated record. Lineage: Eukaryota; Viridiplantae; Streptophyta; Magnoliopsida; Fagales; Betulaceae.